Messenger RNA from Quercus robur (English oak), 465 nucleotides. Its product is annotated as bZIP transcription factor 53-like. Gene Ontology annotation, biological process: positive regulation of DNA-templated transcription. The coding region runs from base 1 to 465 and encodes 154 amino acids. The transcript has a single exon. The record is from RefSeq and is a predicted model, not a curated record. Gene Ontology annotation, cellular component: nucleus. Gene Ontology annotation, molecular function: DNA-binding transcription factor activity; transcription cis-regulatory region binding. NCBI's taxonomy places the organism in Eukaryota, Viridiplantae, Streptophyta, Magnoliopsida, Fagales, Fagaceae.
AUGAGUCCAUCAAAGGGGAAACAAAUGCAAUCGAUUCAGGCAGUGAGUUUAGUGUCUGAAGCUGAUGCAAUACGUGCAUUCUUGGACGAGAAGAAAAGGAAGAGAUUGCAAUCAAACAGAGAAUCCGCGAAGCGGUCACGGGUAAAGAAGCAAAGGAAGCUGGAGGAUUUGGCCUUGGAAAAGGGCUGGCUGUUGAAGGACAUAGAGGAGAAAGAGAAGAAGUUAGAGCACUCAGAGAGAGAAUGGCAUGCAUUGGAGUCAGAGAACAAUGUUCUGAUGAGGACUGAAAAAUUGAGAUUGGCUCAGUAUUUGAAUAGCUUGCAUUUGUUGAUGAAAAACCUUGGGAUCUCAUACAAUAAACCUGAGAGAACUCCAGCAGAACCAAUGUUUAAUCCUUGGCAUGUUCCUAUUCCCAAUCAAAAUUUUGGGCCUGUCCUAGCAUCUGCAGGAAUACUUAGGCUUUAG